AUGAGAGCACCACAGAAAGCAUCCACCACUUGGGUCACUACAGCUCGCAAUCUCACCUGUUUGUUAUUCUUCAUAUUGAUUUCCUACUGGAGUGCUGAGUGGAUAUCAGAUCAUCGAGGCACUUUCUCUCAACUGUCUUUGCCAAACGCAUUGACCGCUGCACCAGCAAGAGUCUACCAGCAAUACGUUUCCGGAAGAAAGCCAUUCAGCUCAUCUACUUUCAAACCUCAAGAGCAGGCUGUCCUCGUCAACAUGGACUCCCGGACAAAUAAUCUGGAUAUGCUUAAAGGGCAUCUUACUUACCAGAAGCUCGACGCUUUACGGAGCUUUUGGUUUGAACAUUUGCCGGAUGGCGCGAGUCGUGUGGUUAUUGCGCCAGAACAUGUGAAGAGAUGGUUCUUUUCCAAUGAGCAAUUUGACAAUGACUGCGUUAGCCAGUUCAAGCCUAUACUUGAGGCCAUUCGUAGCUCGGGAAUUACAUCAGCGCAAGAGCUUCUCUCGGCUGUUCAGCCUCGAAGCUCCCUGGACUGGCUGAGCCUGGUCAUCCUACUUGACCAAAUUCCCCGAAACUCAUACCGUGGUGACGAAUCGUCCAUUUGCUUCACUUACUUCGACCCUCUCGCCUCACAAAUCGCCCAGCAGGCCAUCAGGCAAGGCAUUCCAGACAAAUCACUAGAGAUCCGCUGGGUAUUCUACUACCGCAACUGGUUCUACCUGCCAUUGAUGCACUCAGAGGACUUAUCCACGCACGAUAAAGCUGUUUCUGCGUUUGAGCGAAUGAACCAGGAUAUUCUGAGCCUGCUGGAGGGAACAGGUGGUGCGAAUGAGUAUGAGAAGAAGGCGCGGGAAAUCGUCCAGGCAGAUCCUGAGACGGCAAAGUCAGUCGGGGAGAUGAACAAAAAUAUUGAAGAGAAGCAUCGUGUGAUUAUAGAGAAAUUCGGGCGCUAUCCUCAUAGGAACAAGGCGCUUGGGCGGGAGAUGAGGCCGGAUGAGACGGAGUUUCUUGAGAAGGGAGGUGAUACGUUUGGGAGCUGA
This is a messenger RNA of Fusarium sp. VM40, 1035 nucleotides long. NCBI's taxonomy places the organism in Eukaryota, Fungi, Ascomycota, Sordariomycetes, Hypocreales, Nectriaceae. The record is from the annotation of a GenBank genome assembly.